AUGGACGCCAACAUCACCAAAGCCCUCAACGACAAGCUCUACGACAAGCGCAAGAGCGGCGCCCUCGAGCUCGAGGGCCUGAUCCGGGACGCCCUCGCUGCCCAGGACCACGACAGGAUAGCCCGCAUCGUCCACCAGCUCUGCCACGAGUAUGCCUAUGCCGUCCACCAGCCCCACGCCCGCAAUGGCGGUCUUAUAGGAUUGGCCGCCGCCUCGAUAGCCCUGGGCCCGGAAGUCGCCCGCUAUCUCGAGGAGAUUGUGCCCCCGGUCCUGGCAUGCUUCAGCGACCAAGAUGCCCGCGUUCGGUACUACGCAUGCGAGAGCAUGUACAACAUUGCAAAGGUGGCAAAGGGCGAGAUCCUCGUCUACUUCAACCAGGUCUUUGAUGCGCUCUGCAAGAUGGCCGCAGACUCGGAGCUGUCUGUCAAGAAUGGCGCAGAGCUGCUCGACCGCCUGAUCAAGGACAUUGUCUCGGAAUCGGCCGCCAGCUACGUCUCGGUGCUGCAUACCUCGGACGAGCACGACGGCGAAGAGGAGCCGUAUCCAUACGCCUUUAGUCUCGAGCGCUUCCUUCCUCUGCUCGAGGAGCGCAUCAACGUCAUCAACCCCUUCACACGAUCCUUUCUGGUUGCAUGGAUCACCCUCCUCGACUCGAUUCCCGAUCUCGAACUCAUUGCCCAUUUGCCGCGCUUCCUCGGCGGCCUCUUCAAGUUCCUGAGCGACACCAACCAAGAUGUGUACACCAUGACACAGGCGGCGCUCGACAGGCUUCUGAGCGAGAUCAAGAAGAUUGCUCGGAUCAAAAAGGGCAUAGAGGAAAGCAAGAAGAGCACCAGCAAAGACGAGCGCAGGAACUCUGCCGACAGCAUCCACAGCACAAGCGACACCUCCGACUUUACACCUCUCGACACCCAAGACUCGAUCGACGACCAAGGCGACGCGGAUGAGGGAAGCGGCUCCAUCUCGGGAGACAGCGGCAAGUCGAUGAAUGGCGAUGGCAACUGGAUACCCGGCCAAGACGUCCAUGUCGAUCAUCCCAAGAUCCUCGAGAUACUCGUGGGUUUCCUCGUCCCGCCAGCUGACACUGAAGAGGAGCAGACGGAGAUCUUGCUCGCGGCGCUGCGCUGGAUUGACAACUUCUUCGACAUUUGCCCAGAAGACAUCAUGCCGUUUGUCCCGAGCCUUCUGUCGCACGUCCUGCCCAGGAUGUCGCAUGAAGUCGACACUGUGCGCAAAGCGGCCGUCAAGGUCAACGCUUCGCUCAUGGACUACAUCCUGUCGCUAUCUGACGACAAUCGUCCACGCGAUGGCGGGGCAAGUGGACAGAUCCAACUGCCGCCUUCCCUAUCUGAGCUCGGUAAAGAGCUUACUGGCACGCAGCGGCGAGACUCUAACCUAUCUGGCCGAUUGCUCAAGGCAGUUAUCCGUGACCAAGCAAACAGAGUCGAGUCAGCUGAUGGCAAGAGUACGCGGUCCCCUACACCAGCAGAGGACAGCGGGGCAGCCCCUCGGCCCAUACCAGAGCUUGAUUACCAGGCCGCGGUUAGCGCUCUGACGUUGCAGUUCUUGAAUGAGCACGAAGCCACUCGGGUUGCCGCGAUAGCAUGGCUGAUAAUGCUGCACAGGAUGGCGCCUGGCAGGAUACUCACAGUGGACGAUGGAACCUUUCCCGCUCUGCUCAAGACGCUGUCUGACCCGUCAGAUGCGGUUGUUACUCGUGACCUGCUCCUGCUGUCCCAGAUCUCUCUACAUAGCGAUGACACAUAUUUCACCUCGUUCAUGGUUAACCUGCUGAAGCUGUUCUGUACGGACCGUAGAUUGCUCGAGACGCGCGGCAACCUCAUUAUUAGACAGUUGUGUCUUACUCUCAGUGCAGAAAGAAUCUACCGCACCAUGGCCGAUUGCCUGGCCAAGGACGAGGAUGUCGAGUUUGCAAGCAUCAUGGUGCAAAACCUAAACAACAAUCUCAUCACGGCACCAGAACUCGCAGACUUGCGGAGACGACUAAGGAAUCUCGACAGCAAGGACGGCCAAUCAUUUUUUGUUACUUUAUUCAAGGCCUGGUGUCACAACGCCGUAGCUACUUUCUCACUGUGUCUUCUAGCCCAAGCCUACGAACAGGCCUAUCAUUUGCUUCAAGUCUUUGCCGACCUUGAGAUGACGGUCAAUAUGCUCAUUCAGAUCGACAAGCUCGUGCAGCUCCUCGAGUCUCCUGUAUUCACCUGUAAGACUUAUCUCCGCAUGCAGCUUCUCGAGCCUGAACGGUACCCACACCUGUACAAGUGCAUGUAUGGGCUGCUGAUGCUGCUCCCUCAAUCGUCUGCCUUUGCUGCGCUUAAGAAUCGCCUCAACAGCGUCUCAGCCAUCGGUUAUCUACACAUUGCGCCACAGCGCAGUGCCUCGACGUAUGUGCACCCUUCCUCCUCCCCCUCUCUCAAUCACUUGCGGCAAAAAAGCUCAGACGCUGGCACCAACAGUAGUACCAGUAGUGGUAUUGCCUCUACUGGAGGAACCGCCAUGUCCAACUUCGAACGCCCAGGUAGGUUGAAGCCAAGAGAUGGACUGGGCGGUCCGGAAGCAGGUGCCAUUGUCAAAUGGAACGAGUUGCUCGAGAGAUUCAAGCAGACGCAGGAGAAGGCUAGGCGCACUCAGAGAAUGGCCAGUAUGGGCGAAGAGGAAGAGGAGGUGCAGGAGAAGAUGAAGAUGAACCCUACCGCCCCGCCCCCGCCUGUGCCACCGAAGAAUGUAGGUGGGAUGCGACCAGGAAGCCCUGCAGGAGUCAUGAGGCCCGCUCCUCCACCUGCGGCGCCGGCUCCCGCGCCGGGACACAAGCCACGAUCGAGUCUGAGCAACCUGGGGAGGUUCGCUGGCGGCGUAGCAGGAAGAAGAAAGGACAAGAGGUAG
Exserohilum turcica Et28A is the source of this 2904-nucleotide messenger RNA. RefSeq lists its product as uncharacterized. Bases 1 to 2904 code for a protein of 967 amino acids. The record is from RefSeq and is a predicted model, not a curated record. Lineage: Eukaryota; Fungi; Ascomycota; Dothideomycetes; Pleosporales; Pleosporaceae. Gene Ontology annotation, biological process: phosphatidylinositol biosynthetic process; positive regulation of kinase activity. Gene Ontology annotation, cellular component: fungal-type vacuole membrane; PAS complex; endosome membrane. The transcript is spliced from 7 exons.